AUGGCAGUUAUGGAUAUGAAUGUUACGGUUGAUUGUGCUCUAAGCUGUGAUACUAAGAAGAUAAGUAUAAGAAAUUUGGUUAUUUUUAAAAAUUUUAGUUACUAUGUUAACGCUUUUAAAAUACCUCAAGUCAGUUAUUAUUGUCAAAAUAGGGGUUUAUGUAAAACCAGGCAGAAAAGUAAUGUUCAUCUAAUGGAUAAUAAAAAGAAAAACGAUGAUAGAACAGCAAACAGAACGGUUAAUACGAUCAAAGAUGUACCGAUCUUUUAUAGCUUAGGCAUCAGCGAAAGUUUUUUAAAAAUGUCUAAAUUUACAAAAAUUUUCAUUGGAGCUUGA
This is a messenger RNA of Dentiscutata erythropus, 336 nucleotides long. The record is from the annotation of a GenBank genome assembly. Lineage: Eukaryota; Fungi; Glomeromycota; Glomeromycetes; Diversisporales; Gigasporaceae.